AUGAAUGUUAUGGCCACUACUACUCUUCUAGAAUAUCUCACUCUCCCCAAUCCGGUCCUAGAUUGUUUACAUUCAUCUACGGGAUCGAACACGACUAAUCCCAGCUGGGAUAAAUUGUCGGGGCUUGAAGACUGGGCCGAAUUUAACUACAACACGUUGAUGCACUCGUACGGAGACAUCUUACACCGAAACUUUCCAUCCAUGGCAGAAACCAGUCCAUCUUUGACCGAACUAGACAGGAUGAUCUUUACUGAGAGAACAUUCGAGAGCGUGUUGGAGCGGACCAUUAUGCCUCAAGUUUCUUCGGCUUUGCGUCUUGCAUGGCCAAUUCACUACUCGAACGAUGAUCUGAAGGACGUCGUCGAGAUCGGAAAGGGAGACAAGGCUCGGAAAGGGAUCUAUGAAGACGAUCGAUACUACCCCGACUGGGCUGGUAUUCGAAAAGGAGUUGUAACGCGGUUUGGAUACAGAAAUCUCUGUCCUGGGGAGACCAAACUCGAAUCAAAGUUGAAUAGCUCGAGAAAGGAUUUCGACUAUGCGGAACCAUUUAAACAGAUUCAAACCUAUUGUGGACGUCAGUGGAAUACCCGAUAUGGGUACAUCAUUCACAACAAAAGAACUUGUUGUUGUCAAAGUCUCGAGAGAAACGAUAGGGCCUGGUCUCGCUGCUACGAGAAGCGUUCGAAUGGUAACGCAGCAGGCGAGAAAUGA
Fonsecaea pedrosoi CBS 271.37 is the source of this 711-nucleotide messenger RNA. RefSeq lists its product as uncharacterized. The record is from RefSeq and is a predicted model, not a curated record. The transcript has a single exon. NCBI's taxonomy places the organism in Eukaryota, Fungi, Ascomycota, Eurotiomycetes, Chaetothyriales, Herpotrichiellaceae. Bases 1 to 711 code for a protein of 236 amino acids.